Molecule: messenger RNA, 4179 nt
Organism: Portunus trituberculatus (swimming crab)
Lineage: Eukaryota; Metazoa; Arthropoda; Malacostraca; Decapoda; Portunidae
Product: phospholipid-transporting ATPase IF-like
Exons: 26
Coding region: 378-3755 (1125 amino acids)
Biological process (GO): phospholipid translocation
Cellular component (GO): plasma membrane; trans-Golgi network; endoplasmic reticulum
Molecular function (GO): ATP hydrolysis activity; ATP binding; magnesium ion binding
Source: RefSeq, a predicted model, not a curated record
UUACGUAGGAGAUUCAGUGUGUUUUCUGGUGCGCAAAGUGGAAGUAUCGUUAACAGGGGCAGUAUUCUAAUUCUAAUGGUGUAGUUUCCUCACACCUACCCACCCACCAGUGCUACUCUUUACUCUCGAGCUAAAGAGCUGGGACCGAGUGAGGGAGGAACGUGUGCGUGUUAAGCUGAACUGUGCACGGUGAAAUGAUAUCUAAAAAAACAGGGAAAAGUGUUAGAAGUGAUGGGGAGAGGUGGUGAUUUCUAGUGUGUACGUGCGUGUGUGUGUGUGUGUGUGUGUGUGUGUGUGUGUGUGUGUGUGUGUGUGUGUGUGUGUGUGUGUGUGUGUGUGUGUGUUUAUAGGUUUCAGAUCUGGCACGGAGAAUCACAAUGUCUACUACCUCAACACGUACAGUAUACCUCCAUCGCCGUCCACCCCCACCCCCUACGCCCUCCUAUGACUCGAUGGACGUCCCUGUUCUCAUCCUCCCUCACAACCAAUCCAACCUGGUCACCACAGCCAAGUACACGCUUAUCAACUUCCUGCCCAAGAAUCUCUUCCAACAAUUCCGACGGUUGGCCAACUUCUACUUUCUGUGUCUGGCCAUAAUUCAUAGCACCAUCGACAGCCCCGUUUCCCCACUGACGAGUAUCCUGCCACUCAUAUUUGUGGUGAGCGUGACGGCAGUGAAGCAGGGAUACGAGGACUGGCUGAGGCACCGCGAAGACAAUAAGGUCAACAACGCUCCCGCCACGGUGCUGAGGGACGGUAAGCUCACGGGAGUAAAAUGGCACCAGAUCAGCGUUGGGGAUGUGGUGAAGGUGAGUGACGGAGAGGAGUUCCCGUGUGACCUACUGCUGCUCGCCUCUUCUGACCCCGAGGCCAAGUGUGACGUCACCACCGCCAACCUGGAUGGGGAAACUAACUUGAAGGUGUUCCUCUGUCCCUCCGAAACACGCAAACUGAAAACCGUGGAUAACCUUUGGAGUUUACAUGCGACGGUGCAAUGCCAGUUGCCACACGCCAACCUCUACGACUUCAAGGGCAGUCUACAGGUACACCACGGCAACAGCCAGGCCACGAGGACACCGCUGGCCACGGAGAACCUGCUGCUGAGGGGCGCCCGGCUCACCAACACGGGCUGGGUGUACGGUCUCGCCAUCUACACUGGACAGGAUACUAAAAUGGCAUUGAACUCUAAGUCGAUGAAUUACUUCCUGGUGUUCUUCCUGAUGCUCAUGGUGGCAGAGAUUGUUACGUGCACUGCCCUUAAAUAUUCUCUCUUCAGCCAGGACGUCAUCAACACAAUGUGGUAUCUAGAUUACCCGAAGGAGGUUCCCGUCACAGCCAAAGGCGUAUACCAGGACAGUGUUUCCUUCCUCGUCAUCUUCAGCUACAUCAUCCCUGUCUCUCUCUACGUCACCCUCGAGAUGCAAAAGUUCCUCGCCACUCUCUUCCUCCAGUGGGAUGAGGAGGUGUCUGGCGCGGGGGAGGAUGAGGCGCCCAAAGUCAACACUUCUGACCUUAACGAGGAGCUGGGACAGGUGGAGUUCCUAUUCUCAGACAAGACGGGGACACUGACGGAGAACAUCAUGAGCUUUCGGCGGUGUUCUGUGGGCGGCAAGGAUUACGUGGACGCCGACGGGAGGCUGUACGAGGCCAGCACUAACGACGGAUACGCUGCUGGGAAGGUUCUCGCAAGCCUAUCGGAGGAAGUGGUGACGUUCCUGGAAACGCUUGCAUUGUGCCACACAGUGCAGGUCGCCUUCCCAGCCGGUGAAGGAAGGCAAAACGAAGCCGAGGCAGAAAAAUGGCCAGAGGGCCAGAAUGUGAAGCCUGAAUACCACGCCUCCAGCACUGAUGAGAAGGCGUUGGUUGAGGCGUGUGCUAGGUAUGGCGUUAUCUUCCUGGGACGGCGGGAUGACAAGGUUACAGUGGAGGUAUGUGGCAAGGUCAGGACGUACACUUGCCUGCAGGUCCUCGACUUUGACUCAGACCGCAAGUGCAUGUCGGUUGUGGUACGCGAAGACUGGUCGGGGCGCCUGUGGUUGCUGACCAAAGGCGCCGAGAGCAGUGUGCUGAGGCGCUGCCGAGUGCAGAGCGAAAAGGAGCAGCGACUCCAUGACGCCACGGCGACCCACAUCGACGACUACGCCCUGCUGGGUCUCCGCACGCUGGCGGUGGGUCGCCGGGAAAUCAGCGAUCAGCAGUACCAGCUUUUUGCCACCCAGCUGUUCCAGGCACGAAUGAUGAUGGAAGGACGCGAAGAGGCGGUUAAGAAGGUAAAGAGUCAGAUGGAGGCGGAGCUGACCUUGCUGGGAGCCACCGGGGUAGAAGAUCUGCUUCAGGAGGGAGUCCAGGAAACCCUUGAGUCUCUGCGGGUGGCGGAUAUCAAGGUGUGGGUGCUGACUGGCGACAAGGUGGAGACGGCGGUCAACAUCGCAUACUCGUGCGGUCACUUCAAGAAGUUCAUGACGGUGCUGUCUCUGACUGGCCUGCAGGAGGUAGAGCACGCCGCCGCCAGGCUGCAGCAGUGCAUGGAAGAGGCUCGCGGCGAGGGGUCCUAUGGCCUGGUGGUGGACGGAAUAUCGCUGGUCAUCCUUCUCCGCGUCAUGGCAGAGGACUUUUACGAGCUGUGCCGCGUGUGCCAGGCAGUGGUGUGCUGCAGGAUGUCCCCACACCAGAAGGCAGAGACGGUGAAGCUGGUCAAGAACUCGAAAGACUCCCCGCGGUGCGCUGCUGUGGGUGACGGAGCUAAUGACGUGUCCAUGAUCCAAGAAGCUCACUUAGGAAUAGGCGUGAUGGGGAGGGAAGGGCGGCAGGCAGUGCGGUGUUCAGAUGUUGGUCUCGCGAAGUUUAAGUUCCUGCAGAAGGUUCUCUUCGUGCACGGCCACUGGAACUAUGUCAGAAUGGCCAACUUCGUCAACUCCUCCUUCUACAAGAACAUUGCCUUCAAUACUCCCAUGGUGUUUUACUCGGCAUGGAGUGCUUACUCAACACAGAGUGUCUACGAAGGUUUCAUCCUGACGAUGUUCAACAUUACAUGCACGACGCUCCCCACGUUGGUUUAUGGACUUUUUGAGCAGGAUAUUCCAGCUGACUUUCUCCUUUCGCGGCCGCACCUCUACCAGCGCCUCACACGCAACGCUCUGCUCUCUUGGAAGGUGUUCUUAAAAUGGAAUCUGUUCGGACUGUGGCACGCGGUGGUCAUGUACUUUGGGCUGAUGCUGUCCUGCCAAGACGACACCUGCGGCCUUCCUGACGGACAGACCCCUGACUUGUACUUGUUUGGGAUGGCGCUGGGGACGCUGUGCACCUUCGUCGUGAACUUCAAGAUCUUCCUUGAGGCCAACCACUGGAAUUUGAUGCUCGUCUUGGCCAUGCUCGUCACUGCCCUUGGUUACGCUCUCUUCUAUGUCAUCUACUCAGGACUCCCUGUCACGCCAUUUGUGACCUACGGAAUCUACUUCGUGUACUACCGUCUGUACGAGAGUCUCUCCCUCAAUCUGACGUGCCUCUUGCUGGGAGUGACCUGCCUUAUGCCUGACCUGCUCGAGAAGACCUACAGAUACUCCACCGACCCAGAGAUGAAACUGAUGACGGAGAAAAGAAAGAGAAAAAGAAAGGAGAAGAGGAAGGAGAGGAGUUUCAGAAGCACAGAAGCACACGACAAUGAGCUGUUCGGAUCUCUAGCGUGCGAGGAUCCGGCAGCUAAAGCCAGCCAGCGAAACAGUACCGAGAGCGGGAUGGCCGUCACGGAGCUCUAGUAGCUUCACGCCAUCUCACAAUUGCUUCCUUUGCACACUUCAUUCAGGAUAGAAAUAAAUGUUAUGCUGGAGAUUACUGACUUUUAGGAACUGUCAUCAGUGAAGAAUAUAAACAAUCACGUGUGAUGGAUACCGGAACUAAAACCAACGAACGAACGAACGUGUGUGUUAAUUAUGAGUGAAACUGCACAUGAAUGAAACUGUACGUAGCACCAGUAAAGAUAUAUCACCUCUUAAGUGUGUGUGUGUGUGUGUGUGUGUGUGUGUGUGUGUGUGUGUGUGAUGAAGAUGUUAUUUCCCCCCAACCGUCUUUCUUCUCCAUUCCUGAGGGAGGGGGAGGUGGUGUGUUGUCAUGUAUGCUGCAGUGCUGGCUGGGACGGGACUGUAUUUGUACUGUACCUUGCAAGUAAAAUUAAGCAAGUAA